Molecule: messenger RNA, 806 nt
Organism: Daphnia carinata
Lineage: Eukaryota; Metazoa; Arthropoda; Branchiopoda; Diplostraca; Daphniidae
Product: COX assembly mitochondrial protein homolog
Exons: 2
Coding region: 324-707 (127 amino acids)
Source: RefSeq, a predicted model, not a curated record
AGUUUACUACUAGUUUACUAAGUCAAUAAGGAAAGAAAAAAAAUAGUUUUUCUAAUUAAGAAGUUGUGAGCAGAGGUUUACGUCGUUGAGAAGGUUUUAGCCUAUGGACAUAGUGAGUAUAGAAAUAGUACAGUACCAUGAGUGGUAUGACACUAUCUCGAGAGUCUGCUACAUAUUUUUGCAUCGUUGGAAAGCCACUAGGCCUUGAGCUUCUGAAGUACACAGCAAUGUUAUGUUUUCAAACUUAACCAUUGUCUAAUUGAGAUUUCUGUGUAUUUUUAAUCUUUCAGCACAUAGGUCACGAAAAAAAAAGAAGUAUCAUCAUGCCUACCCAGGAUGAAAGCCACAAUUCACAAAGGACAGAUCCACAUGGACUAGGAGAUCCAAAUGACAGAAGUUUGAGGAUUGUCGAAAAAGAAGUUCUGAUUCCCAAAAUUAUGAGAGAAAGAGCCAAGAAGGAAAAAUGUGUAGCUGAAGUGGCAGAAUUUACAAAAUGUUGUGCAGCUAGCAGUUUGCUAAUGGCAUAUACAUGUCGAAAAGAGAAUACCCUCAUGCAAGAAUGUCAGGCUAGAUGGUAUCAAGAUGAAGGCUUCAAGAAAGAAUGUGAAGACAUCUAUCUUAAAGAAAGGAGGCAGUUCAGACUUACAGGAAUCCCCAAGAAGCAUCGUCUUAAAGAAGCUGGUAAUGAAACUACCAAUGGCAAGUAAACUGUUGAUUGAAGUUAUUAUGUUUUUAUACUGCUUUAAUCAACUGGAGAAUGGAGUACACAAAUUACGAUGUAGAAUAAAUUGUAUUGAUAACUCUGA